AUGCGUCGUGCUUGUCUUGUCCUGGGGCUCGCGGGCUUGGCCGAGGUGGCUGUCGCGGGAUUGUAUCCGGGAAUUACGCCCGAUAACCACACCUGUGCUCUCGCGAAGCCCGACAAGGUCAAGGACACGUGCUGCGUUGAGACGUUUGGCGGCCUGUUGGUGGCCACCCAACUAUGGAGCACCUUCACCGGGCUGGAAGACAAAGGCCAGAUCUAUCCCAAGAACGACUGGUCCAUCCACGGCCUGUGGCCCGGCUCGUACACGCAAUACUGCGACCUAAGCCGGCAAUAUGACCCCAAGCCCUCCCCCAACACCACCAACGGCCAACCUGGCGGCACCCCCGUCCCAGCAUACAAGGGCGAGUCCAUUGAGAAGUGGUUCGAGCCCUACGGCAAGCUCGAUCUCCUCGCGUACAUGAAGAAGUAUUGGGUGAGCCAGCUCGACCCCAACUGGGUCUUCUGGGCGCACGAGUUCUCCAAGCACGCCACUUGUUUCUCGACCUUCCAGAAAGAAUGCUACGGCCCCAAGGCUGCUGAGCACGACGACCUGUUCGACUUCUUCGAGACAGUCGUCGCCUGGCAGCGCCGCCUCCCCUCGUUCCGCUGGCUCAGCGACGCGGGCAUCCGCCCUUCCAACACGACCAGGUACACCCUCUCUGACAUCCAGCACGCCCUGACCAAGGAAUUCGGCCAGCAGCCCUUCAUUGGCUGCGGUGGCCCCAAGUACAAUGAGACAGAGGCUGGUAAGGGAUCAAAGGAUAAUGGGCGCACGGAAAUCAACGAGCUUUGGUAUUACUACCACGUCAAUGGGACGCCCCAGCGUGGCGAUGCGAAGAAAUUAGAUGCUGGCAAGGCGGGCGGCCGGUUGACGACUUGUGCGCAAGCCAAGGGUGCUAUCAAGUAUUAUGAGCGUACCAAGGGUAGCGAGGAGUGA
Messenger RNA from Metarhizium acridum CQMa 102, 933 nucleotides. NCBI's taxonomy places the organism in Eukaryota, Fungi, Ascomycota, Sordariomycetes, Hypocreales, Clavicipitaceae. The record is from RefSeq and is a predicted model, not a curated record.